Molecule: messenger RNA, 600 nt
Organism: Sesamum indicum (sesame)
Lineage: Eukaryota; Viridiplantae; Streptophyta; Magnoliopsida; Lamiales; Pedaliaceae
Source: RefSeq, a predicted model, not a curated record
AUGGCUUUAUCUUCGUCACCACUAGAUGGCACGAAUUUUUUGCCCUGGAGUCGGGCAGUGUAUGUUGCACUUGGAACCAAGAUGAAACUUGAUUUCAUUGAUGGGUCAUUUCCUAGACCCAUGAUUGGUACUACGAAUUUCGAACAAUGGAGGCGAGUGGAUUUGAUGGCUACCUCCUGGAUCUGGAACUCUAUUUCCAGAGAUAUCGUUGAAGGAUUUAUGUAUGUCUCAUCAUCCCGUGAAUUGUGGCUUGAAAUUCAAGCCAGAUAUGGGCGUAGCAAUGGCCCUAUGGUAUAUCUUUUUCAACGGGAGAUUGCGUUUAUUGCUCAGGGAGACAUGUCCCUGACAUCGUACAUGACAAAAUUUAAGAAGCUGUGGAGCGAGUUGCUGUGUUUGUCCCCCACACCGAGUUGCACAUGUGGGGAGUGUUCUUGUGGAGUUAACAAAGCUAUUACAGCAAAGGAGGAAGCGACCCAAUUGCUGCAAUUCCUUAUGGGGCUUCAUGAAGUCUAUGAUGCGGAAAGAAGCCAAAUUUUAAUGCAAGAUCCAUUGCCUAAUAUGGAGCGAGCUUUUGCGAUGCUAUAUACUGUUGAAAAAUAA